This is a messenger RNA of Colletotrichum tamarilloi, 591 nucleotides long. RefSeq lists its product as uncharacterized. The coding region runs from base 1 to 591 and encodes 196 amino acids. Lineage: Eukaryota; Fungi; Ascomycota; Sordariomycetes; Glomerellales; Glomerellaceae. The transcript has a single exon. The record is from RefSeq and is a predicted model, not a curated record.
AUGAUGAAGGGCUUCAUUACAACCAAAUCCGCAAUACCAGAGCAAUACGCUGAAAUAAUAGCAGAUUACUACAGCUCAUGCGGCUCGGAGUUCACGCUCUCAACUUAUGUAGAGGCAAUCAGGUUCAUGACAUUCGAAGCACUGGGCAUGGCCCAUAGCUGUUGUAAUCCAAGUUCUCUGGUCGAGGAAGGUGCGGCUUGGAUUGAUAUGGAUGAUCUGGAGGUCAUCGAGGAGCACGACUUCUUACUCAAGUUACACGAGCUUUUGGUCGUUGAAUUUACGCAAAAAGCUAGCGAGUAUCUGGGAAAUGGGCCAAACGAUAUCCCAUUGUUCCCUCAGUUUUGGAAAUCAUACUGGGCCGAUCGAAUGACCGAUGAGUUAGAAAAGCUGGGCGGGGAAGACUUGACUGCUGAAGAAAGACGAGAUGCAGAGGAAAUCGGCGUGAUAUGGGACAAGUCAACAGGGAGCGGCGAGCGUAAAUCUAGAAACCCAUACCACAGGCGGGAUAUGGAGCACUACUUCUUUGAGUUGGACCUCAUCUGCCCUGAGUACAAUGAGCCAUGGCCAGAGGGAAUGCGUCGCAUUCAUUAA